AUGAGAACUGUUCUCAUUCUGUCAGUUAUAAUUGGCCUGGCUUUGUCCAAGACUUUAGCCGAUUAUCCACGUAACCCCCUCGACAUCGCCCAAUAUCAAAGUUCGGACUUCCAAACUGCAAGCAUCACGGAUGAAAGACUUUGCACUCCGUGCAAGCAGCUUUUCACAAGUGUCAAGGAUAAGUUAGAGGAACUGGGCAAAUAUGACCGUGAGACAUUGAAGCCAUUAGUGAAGGUAAAGCAUGAUUUAAGAAAAUAAGUACAUUACAGGAAUAUUGCCACACCUACUACGGAAAGAUUGAGAAACUAGAGCAACUCUGCCAUACCCUUUCCGAACGAGCCCUCGACAAGCUGGCCGACUGGAUCGAUGAAGAAAAUGGCAAAAUCGACCCGGAAAGAGCCUGUGUUGCCGCCCACCUUUGCUAA
This is a messenger RNA of Bursaphelenchus xylophilus (pine wood nematode), 425 nucleotides long. The record is from the annotation of a GenBank genome assembly. NCBI's taxonomy places the organism in Eukaryota, Metazoa, Nematoda, Chromadorea, Rhabditida, Aphelenchoididae.